Molecule: messenger RNA, 4894 nt
Organism: Tuber aestivum (summer truffle)
Lineage: Eukaryota; Fungi; Ascomycota; Pezizomycetes; Pezizales; Tuberaceae
Source: the annotation of a GenBank genome assembly
AUGGACGUUCCAUCCUCGACCUCCAAGGUCACGGUAACGUACACUCCCGAGAUUGAAGUCAUUUAUACCCGAAACCGUCAUCUGACCUAGUUGCACAGCUACUGGGACCCCUCCGGGCUUUUCCCGCUCAUUCAGUCAGACCUGCGCUCCCGUUUACCCCUUCGCAACCUUCACUGGAAAGCUCCAGCACGACCGCUACGUUCCAUAAAUUCCCUCCAUGUUGAACUAACUCCUUACCUCUCGCCUGCUAGCCAAGCCUCCGGGCUCGCUGGGGUGGGUCUUACUAGGGUUAAGAGCACUGAUUCCCAGCGGUCGAUCGAGACGGUCCGAGGGACUAAGAGCGCCGGACAUCAGAAGGAGCGAAGGCACCAGAUUCCCGGAUUACGGAAUACCCCCUAUCUAAAGGUUUUCCUGCUACGGUGUGAUGAUAAUGAUAGCUACAAGAACGCAGCUAGGAGGGCGCUACGGGAGUGGGUCUCGGAGUAUACGACCAGUGCGUCGAAUGAGAACAAACAACAUGAUGCUUUCGAAUGGCUAAUCAUCCAUGUGGUUCUCCCUGGAACUCCGGCAGCGCAACAGCCUAGGUCAUCCUCUUCUGCUUCAAAUGCUUCUGGGAGCUCGCGGUGGAUGAAAGGGAACACGACUUUGCUGGACAAGAUUCGCAGUGAUUUCAAUUCCGGGAAUAACAAAAAGGAUAGGGUUGUUCAGAUACGCAUUGGCCCUAGUCAUCCGGCAUUGGCUACCCUGAGUCCCCCGGUUCUAGUUGGGAACCAAAUCGUGCCUGCCACGGAAAGUCCCACGGAGAGUGAGAUGGCGUGGUUGGAACUCAUUGCCAAAUUCAAGACUCAGAUAUUGGCUAGUUUUGAUGCAAGAGUCAGCCAGUAUGAGGAGGAUAUUAAGGAGAAGGAUAGACAGCGGAGGCUGCCGGGGUGGAACUUUUGCACGUUUUUCGUCCUUAAGGAAGGCCUUGCAAGGGCAUUUGAAUCCGUCGGGCUUGUUGAAGAUGCUUUGGUUCUCUACGAUGAAUUGGGUUUUGGAUUGGAUGCUGCUGUUCGGGGCCAACGAGAUAAAGAGAAAAUCGAGGGGGAUCCCGAAGGUCUGGUUGGAGGAAACUUUGUUGGUUGGACAAAAGAGAGCAUUAAGUGGAUUGAACAAGCGAGGAGGCGACGGAAGGCUCGAUUGGAAGGAAGGGAGGGUGAAGAGCAGGAAGAUGUAGAUGACGAGACACCCGUGGGCUCCGAAAAGAAACCUUAUCGAGAACUGAUUCUGUCGAACGAAAUAUCCCUAUUUGACUUUAAGGCAUAUCUAUUUGCACGGCAAUCUACACUAUUACUUCGCCUAGGGAAGGGCAACGGGAUGGAUGGUGUGGAGGUACCGAUACCUACUGGUGCGAGCGGAUAUUCUUUACAUGAGGCAGCAGCAGUAGCAGCAGGAAAGCCCGAAGAGGAUCUCACUAGAUUGUCUGAAGUUCUUAAGCGUGGGGUGGAAUUCGUCACGAGUGUGGGUCGUAUCCUAAGGGCGGAUCUUUGGACUUCUUACCAUUCUUCGACUGAAGGUGAAAGGGACAAAGAGCAGGAGGAAAAGGAUGUCACCUGGAUCAUUGAUAACAUCGUAUCUUCUUGGGUCUUUGCUGUUUGUCAACAGCUACUCAAGCAAACUGCAUCCGCAUCGCUCCCCGAGGCUCCCAACACCUCCAACCCUGUUACAACCGCACGUUCAGGUCCGUUUCCGAAAAGAAGUAGCAGUCUUCCACCAACUCCGAACCCAGAAACCACUAGCUUCACACAAACCAUUCAGACAUCUGUCACAGGGCUGGAGGACUUUGCUGCACUAAGGGCAGACUUGAUGCUACUGGCCAGGGGGAUUGUCGAGACCUUUGGAAAGCAGCAGGGAUGGGUAGGGAAAAUGGGGUGGUUUUAUCUUCCCGAAGAACACGUUAAGGAUGUGGGCAUGGUGGAAGUUGGUUUAGAAGGUGAAGGUGAUAAGGAGGCUGCUGAAAAGAAGGAAGAGCUUUGGGGUGUUGAAGGAAUUCGAAAUGCAACUUUGAGAAGAGUUGUUGAGAAAGAGGAAGAGGAGGAGUUUUAUACAAUUUUCGAGGAAUUAAGUGAGAAGGCUAUGAAGAACUAUAAUAUUGCCAAAAGGACCAAGAGUUGCGAGCGGGUUGAGGCUGACUUGGCUGCACUAAGCUUGUAAGGGUUCCUGUCACCGACUGUGAAUACAAAUGAUGACUAACGUAUUGACGUGAUCAAAGCCAUCUAAAAGAUUACGCCUCCUCCGUCAAGCACCUUGAGAAAAUGACAAAGUUCUACGCCGACCAAGGGUGGGGCUUGAUUGAGACAACGCUUUUGGGAAUGUACGCCAAGUGCUUGAAAGAGAUGAACAGAUCAGAGGAUUAUAUUAAAGUGCUUUUGAAGCUGCUUGCGAAAAGUUCCGCAGCAGAAAGAGUCCGUCUACGCCGAAGAGGUGUAACGGCGCUUGACGAUGACGACAAACCUGCGCCGGUUGACACCUUGCUCGAUACUCAACAUCUUGAGGAAGAAGUGGGCGUGGAUGGCUGUAUUGAAAGGAUCGUCACUUUGUCAGUGGAUAUUGGAGAGGAGAUCACAACACCAAUGUCUCAUUUCUGGGACAACAUCUCUGUCAACCCGUAUCCGAGGCAUAUAGAUGAUAGGGAUGGUUUCGAGGUCCUGGUCAAGAUGCGCUACCUUCUUGAGGAAGAAAUGGAGGUUCAAAAGCUUAGGGUCAGGAUCGUCAAUACCAUCGGGCAGGUGAAGGAAGUAUGGAUGGACACUCUAGAGCCAGUCACCAUGAAGAGGGGCGUUGUCAAGGCUUUCGCAAGAAGCAACAUAACGAUUCCCGGAAGCUAUAUUGUGGACAAAAUCAUCUUGAUAGCCAACAAGCUUCACUUUGUUCACGAACUUAUAACAAAAUCCGCUCCGAAUACUGCUCUCGGAUUAGGAUCCACGCCAGUUGCUACAGUGCCCACGGUCAAGAAGAUGAAGCUGUCGUUCUACCCAGCGCCUAGGAGUUUAGUGGUUAGACUGGAGGUACCAAAGUGGAUACACCUAGAACAUAUGAAAGCAAUCGAACUUGUGCUUGAUCCCGGUAAGAACGAUGUAACUACGGGUGAGAUUCGGCUUCGAUCAGCAACUGCUGGGUUAAGGCUUGUGACGGCAAGUGCGAGAUUCCUCGAAGGAUCGGAUUUUGCUUCUACGGGAGAUAAGCCUGGAGUUUUUACCCUCAAGGAUUUAACCCCGGAGAAGAAAGUGCGAUUCAGAAUACCGUAUACUAGCGAAAACGAGUUGACGGAAUUAGCUAUCAAGGUGGAAGUUGACUACGAUACUAAUAACGGAAGCUUCUUUUACGCUGAUGGGUUGAGUGUUCCUGUAGUCUUACCCCUCGCUGUCAAUGUCCAGGAUGUGUUCAAGCCAAAUGCGUUGUUUUCCAGAUUUCAGGUAUCAACGGCUAUUCCCGAUAUCCCCUUGCGGAUUUUGAAGGCGAGCUUGGAGGGUUCAAGGACUUUUGGGGCUUGUAGCGGCAUCGGGACUGAGGGAUCUAUGGUAUCGUCCCUACUGCGAAUAUUUCGGGGUGUGUGCUAAAUACUUGGCAGGUGGUUUUUUCCAAACAGCCGGCUUCAUUUGUGUACAAAAUCACCCGGAAAACAGGAGACGGCGUGCCCAAAGACAAGGAACCACAGCCUCUAGCGCUGACAAUUGAAUAUAGAAGCCUUGAUGAUGGUAUUUUCUGUUAGCCGUGGCCAUAUGAUCUACCCAAACUCUGCUAACACCCAACAGAGGUCCAAGACUUGGCCGUGGCGGCCUUUAGUUCCCAACUUAAGGAGGCUGGACUUGACCUUUACACCCGCUGGCUAGUGCCCGUGCUGAUCACCAGACUACGCCGUAGAACGGCGCACGACUUGGAAGCUGUAGGACUACUAAAUGAAGUAAGAUUAGGCAAAUAUGACAAUCAUAACUGGGCUGAAGCUCUGGAAUCAAUCAACCCCGCCAAUGGCGCACGGGAAAGGGUCGAAACCUGGCUUAAGGGAUUCUACGAGGUACUCCCCACAAGCCAUCAUUCCAUGGAAACGCUCAUCAGCCUAACCUCAUAGAAAAACUCCAUAAUAAAACUCGGCCCCGGAACCUCUCCCGCAAAUCCCGUCCUAACCACUCGCUCGAUAACAAUCCCUGUCGAUGUACCCCAGCUACAAGUAAUCCACACAGUAGACAUCCGUAUCCUCUCCGAUACCGACUCCGCCACUCUCUCCUCCCCAUACGCGCCGCCAAUGGUAACUGUUGGGCAAGCUAUUCCCGCGGAGCUAACAAUCCGCCACUCCCGCAGCUGGAACUCCUUAGAUGCCAAAAAUGGCGAAGUUGAGAUCGGCGACGACGACGAGCUAGAAUUCUUUUAUGAGAUCCAACAUUCCCUCGAGGUAUGGUUGGUGUCGGGCAGGAAGAGAGCACACUUCUCGGCGAAGGAAGAGCAGAUCCAUAAAUUUCCAAUUUUGCUGGUCCCGUUGAAGGCGGGGAAUUUGUUAUUGCCGAAUGUAGAGGUCAAGCAGGUUCUCCCGAUAGAGCAUGGGGGAGAGGGCGCUAGCUGUGAGACGGAUUACAGAAGCAAUGGGGAGAGCGUGCUGGUUUUGCCGGAUGUUAGGAGUACCACCGUUAGGAUCGACUCGCCGUUUGGGGAGGACGGGUUCACGAGUCCGGCCUCUGUGAUGUAGAGGAGGGGAAGGAGUUUUAGUACAUGCAUUAAAUAGAUGUGAUGUUGGCAUGAUACCUACGAAUUGGAAAUUUCUUUUUACUGGAACUUUUCUGUCGGUUAGUCGCGAUUUUUGUCCGCGUAUGGGGUCAAUUAGAGAUUGGGAUGCUUUCAGGUAAUUGCGAGGUUUACUCCC